AUGUGCGUUCUUCCACCCUUCGAGGGGCCGAAGUUCGGAAAGCAGAUUCAGCGAAGGCAGCUUGACCUUCCCGAGUAUGCUGCCAGCUUUGUCAACUACAAGGCCUUGAAAAAGCUCAUCAAGCAACUGAGUGCAACUCCGACGAUACCAGCCCAGAGCGCUUUCGAGCAUGAACACCCAUCGGAUCCUCAAGCUGCGCUGCGUGCGAACAAAGAGGUUUUCUUCUUCCGACUGGAACGUGAGAUUGAGAAAGUCAAUGCAUUCUAUCUCCAAAAAGAAUCAGAGUUCUCGCUACGGUUAAAGACGUUACUCGACAAGAAGAGGGUGAUCCAGUCGCGAACACAUGCCAACUCGAAGGUCCCGGCAAAUUUUGUCGCUUUACUCGAAGGAUUUCAACAGUUUGAUGGCGAUCUGAAUAAACUUCAACAAUUCGUAGAGAUCAACGAGACCGCCGUCUCGAAAAUUCUGAAAAAGUGGGAUAAAACAUCUAAGUCUCGCAUGAAAGAACUGUAUCUCCACCGUGCUGUCGAGGUCCAACCCUGCUUUAAUAGAGAAGUGCUGCGCGAUUUAUCCGAUCGGGCGACGACCGCUCGACUGGAGUUGGAGGCAUGGGCCGAAGGAGAGAACAUCCAGUUCGACGCAGCCCGCCCCUCUGAGCGAACCGUGCCUGCGCAACACAUCGCCAGCGAGGGUGAUGAGUUUGACCUGCAGGUCCUACAGACAGCGACUACGGGGAAUCUCCAGACUCUGCGAGAAUGGCUGACAAAAGUACAAGCCUCCCCGGACGCUCGAGACCGGGUCACGCGUACCUUCUUGGCCGCAAUCAGCGACUUCUCUGACGACGUCCUGGGACUGCUUUUGGAGAGCGGCCUGGUCGACGUUCACGCCGAGGAUGAUAUCAAUGAACGGAACUGCCUGCACGAGGCUGCCAUCUCAGGGCGGCCUUUUGUCCUCCAAGCUGGCUUGUCUGGCGGCGUUGACAUUUCCAGGACCGAUGUCUACGGCAGGAUACCUCUCCACUAUGCCUGUAUGCACGGCAGGGUCGAAAUGGUCCGCGAACUGCUUGCUGCUGGUCCUCACACUGUGGACUUCAUGGACCAUGAUAAUUUCACGCCCCUUAUCCACAGUAUCGUCCGUGAUCAGCUCGCCUGUGCAGAGCAACUGCUCCACCACAAUGCGAGGAUCAAUCCCUCCUCGGAAUCCGAUCACAUCCCGCUAAAUCUAGCCUGUCAACAUGGUUCAUUACCUAUUGUCAAAAUGCUGCUCGAGAGAAAAGCGCUUUUGCUCCCUGAUGCCGAGGGCCUGUAUCCUCAACACAUGGUGGCGAGAGCAUCUCAAUCUCCCGAGCUGCUGCUGAUCCUGAAGCAGCACGGGGCUGACCUUGACCAGCGGGAUAAGCUCUACCAGUGGACGCCUCUUUUCCACGCCGCGAGUGAAGGAUGCGUGGACUGCAUGCGGACUCUAUUGGAGCUGGGCGCUGAUCCCGAUGUUAUCGACGAGAAAGGUCUUUCGGCAAUGUACUAUGCUGCCUGGGAGGGACACCUGGAAUGCAUGAUAUUGCUGUGGUCCCAACAUAAGGACCACAGGAUCUCGCAACGGCCUGCAGAUGUUUUGAAUGGAAUGGGGUCGGUACCUGAGCCAGCGGAGGACAUAACGAUGUCAACAGAUCCACAGACGGCCGACGGUAUACCUGAUCUUUCUCUUCCGCCGCCAAUUAUACCACUCAGACGUUAUGGUCAUAACUUCCUCGACACAAAAGUCAUUGUGCACAUCCACUUUGAACAACCUGGUUUCGGAUCCAUCAUAUUUGAUCAGGCUGGACGCUAUCCGGCCGCUCGGCUGACAAUAUCGUCGAAGAUGUCAGACCUGAUCCCUCGAACCAUUAUGCUUCCCAUCCAGGAGGAUGCCAGGACGGUAUCCUUCCAGAUAGAUAGCCUUGAUACGUUUGCGGUCGAUUUCGAAAUCUUCCCCACCUUCGGCUCAAAAGUCAUAGCCAAGAGUGUGGCCUUGCCUGAUGUGUUCAGUGCCGAAAGAUCGAGCGCUGGCUCCUGUUGCCUACCCCUAUUCGACCCUCGACUGCGAUCGAUCGGCCAGAUCCGCUUCAAUUUCCAGGUCAUCAAACCGUAUUACGGUGACCCUCUUGAGAUCACCCAUUUUGCCACAUAUUGGAAGGCCACUAGUGCCCUUGACUCUGAACAUAAUGGGCUGGUUACUGGUUCCAGUUUGUCGGGCGACUAUGUUCAGCUCUUCGUCCAAUUGACAAAGGACAGAGUGCCUGUCCUCUACCCACGAUUCGCGAUUGACCAUCAUGGCAUCGACAUACCUGUCUGCCACUUGUCCUACGACCAAUUUAGGAAAAUCGGGCUUGACAAAGGCGUCAACGGAUCCGAUAUUCUAGAAUCGUUGAAGGGCAAGACGGUGCAUGACAUUGCUGAGGUACACCAAGCUCUUGCCGGAUGUUUCGUGCCCUUGAGCGACAUCCUCCGCCAUCUUCCAAUGGGAAUCCACGUCGAUCUAUCCAUCUUGUACCCUGGUGUUGCCGAGGAAAGAAGUCUCGACCUGACGUCGUUGGCCGAUAUCAACACAUUUGCGGACGCCAUUCUCACGGUGGUGUUCGACCACGCCCGAGAAUCCAGAGAGAAGAACCCGGAUUUCAUGCGUUCUAUCGUCUUCACAUCGUACAACCCGAACAUCUGCAGCGCUCUGAACUGGAAACAACCCAACUAUCCUGUACUGCUCUGUAACGACCUGGGCAAGAUUCGAGACUUGUCUGGGGAUGCUAGUGGUCAACCCGUUAUCCGGAGCAGCGGCCGAACCUCGAUGUCCAUUAAGGAGUCCGCCCGGAUAGCGCAGAGCAAUAACUUCAUGGGACUGAUCUGCCGCUCGAGUCUUUUGAAUGUUAUGCCAGCACUGGUAGACACCAUUAAGGAGUUAGGUCUGGUACUCGUUGCAGAUACCUCUGACGAGACUGAGCAACUCACUCGGACCGGUGCUCUGGCGGCGGCUGGCACAAUGGGCGUAGCUGCUGAGUGGGCGUAUCGGAUGCCUAAUGGAGUCAACGGCGUGAUGAAAGGCGAUGGCGUUCUGAGAUUCAACGAUACGAUCGACAUGUGA
This is a messenger RNA of Paecilomyces variotii, 3114 nucleotides long. Its product is annotated as ankyrin repeat protein nuc-2. The record is from RefSeq and is a predicted model, not a curated record. Gene Ontology annotation, biological process: lipid metabolic process; proteolysis. Lineage: Eukaryota; Fungi; Ascomycota; Eurotiomycetes; Eurotiales; Thermoascaceae. Bases 1 to 3114 code for a protein of 1037 amino acids. The transcript is spliced from 10 exons. Gene Ontology annotation, molecular function: aspartic-type endopeptidase activity; protein binding; phosphoric diester hydrolase activity.